Plectropomus leopardus (leopard coralgrouper) is the source of this 613-nucleotide messenger RNA. The record is from RefSeq and is a predicted model, not a curated record. NCBI's taxonomy places the organism in Eukaryota, Metazoa, Chordata, Actinopteri, Perciformes, Serranidae.
AGAAAUACAUAAAUAAGUAAAUGUAGCUGUACAAACUUAUAGCAAUAACUUUAUGUAUCUACAUGUCACAUGUAUAAAUACAAACAGUACUGUUGAACUUAAAAAGAUCAAUAUACAGCAGCUGUAUCAGGGGGGCCAUGGCCCCCUCUGGCACCCCGUGUAGGUGCCACUGCCGACUUGGUUACCACAGUCAUAUUUUCUCCACUUUUAGCAUAAAAAUGCAUCUCUGCAGAGGGAGUAAACACCAAUAAGGAUCACUGCAUCAGAUCAUAUACAAUGCAUUGGUUUGUUGAAACUCUGACAUCAUGUCCUCUUCUUUUUUAAGGCGGUCUAAUUUGUCGAGCGCUUCUCUCCAUGGCUUCAGAUCACAACGUGCACACCUUUGUUUCACUGUCCUCCCCGCUGGCCGGGCAGUAUGGAGACACAGAUUACCUGAGGUGGGUUUUUCCUCACUGGAUGAAGAAGACAGUGUUUCAUAUUUGCUACAGCAAAGUGGGACAGAAAGUGUCUAUCUGCGACUACUGGAACGACCCUCACCAUAGGUCCCGCUAUCUGCAGAGCAAUGACUUUUUGGUGAGGCUUAAUGGUGACAGACCUCACAACAACAUGAAAG